AUGUUCCAGGAUUUCUCUGACCAGAGAGAAAUGGCCAAACAACCGGCCAGCUCCAGCGCUUCCACCGGCUACAUCCCGGCGCAGCAGCCCGAUGGAGCUGCGGGACUUACAACAAACAAACCGGACAACACGACUGCGUGCCAGCCGCCCGCCCCUCACCAUCACCCGGCGCCUCAGCCGCCACCUCCGUGCAACGAGGGCAAAACUUUUUGUACCACGGAAAAUAAUCCGGGAGAACUGGACAGCAAUAAAGCAUAUGGGACGUUUAAAAACACCGCGCCUGCGGCCCCUGGAUCCGUGGCCGUCAACUCGGCCUUCAGAAAGGAUUCCACCGGUUCGGCCCGCGGGGGGGCCGCCCUGUACGGCGACCCGCUCCGGGCCACUGCAGAGCAGAACAACACCACGGGCAACUGGACGGCAAUGAGCCAGACCACCAUCAUACUGGGAACAGAUGGGAACACGUCUGUUCAUCCCGGCACCGUGGCGGGGGCUGACGAUGAUGACGACGAGGAGGGAGAUGAGAAUAAGGUCAGAGGAAACUGGACCAAUAAAUUGGAUUUUAUUCUGUCCAUGGUUGGCUAUGCGGUGGGACUGGGCAACGUGUGGAGGUUCCCUUAUCUUGCCUUCCAAAAUGGUGGCGGAGCUUUUUUGAUCCCCUACCUGACAAUGUUGGGCAUUGCCGGCAUCCCAAUCUUUUUGCUGGAGGUGUCCCUGGGCCAGUUUGCCAGCCAGGGGCCCGUGUCAGUGUGGAAAUGUAUCCCAGCUCUGCAAGGUUGCGGGAUUGCCAUGUUGAUAAUAUCUGUCUUGAUAGCCAUAUACUAUAAUAUUAUAAUGUGCUGGACACUGUACUACCUGUUCGCUUCGUUGAAGGGCUCACUGCCAUGGGCUAACUGUAGGAAUGAGUGGAACACGGGGGAAUGUAAGGACAAAGACAUGCUGCUGUUAGACACGUGCAUCCUGCGGGACAGAAACAUCACCUCCAUCAAGAACUCCACCUUCUGUCUGUCCCCCAACACUGUGGGAAACCUGACCAAACUGUUGAACAUGACUAUAGACAGCAACAAGACCUACGUCAGCCCCAGCGAGGAGUACUUCAAGUACAAUGUGUUGCACAUCUCUAAAGGAAUCGAAUUUCCAGGAGACAUCCGCUGGCCUCUGGCAGGCUGUCUGCUUCUGGCCUGGUUUAUCGUCUAUGCUUCUUUAGCCAAAGGAAUCAAGUCAUCAGGAAAGGUGGUGUAUUUCACAGCCACAUUUCCCUACGUGGUGCUGGUCAUCCUGCUCAUCAGAGGAGUGACCCUCCCCGGUGCUUUCGACGGCAUCCUCUACUUUAUAACACCAAAGUGGGAGAAGCUGUGUGAUGCGAAGGUGUGGAAAGACGCAGCCACUCAGAUCUUCUUCUCUCUGUCGGCUGCUUGGGGAGGCCUCAUCACACUCUCUUCCUACAAUAAGUUCCACAAUAACUGCUACAGGGAUACUAUUAUUGUGACAUGUACAAACAGUGCCACCAGUAUAUUUGCUGGGUUUGUCAUCUUCUCGGUCAUUGGUUUCAUGGCACAUGAGUUGAAAGUGCCGAUAGAGAAGGUGGCAGAUGAAGGUCCAGGCAUAGCGUUCGUGGUGUAUCCAGAGGCUCUGACCAGACUUCCCUUGUCUCCUUUCUGGGCAAUCAUUUUCUUCCUCAUGCUCCUGACUCUUGGUCUGGAUACCAUGUUUGCCACCAUUGAGACCAUCAUAACCUCCGUCUCAGACGAGUUCCCCAAAUACUUGAGGAAAAACAAACCGUUCUUCACCCUGGUCUGCUGCUUCUUCUUCUUCUUCAUGGGGUUUCCCAUGAUCACAGAGAGUGGGAUGUUCAUGCUGCAGUUGGUGGACACGUUCGCAGCCUCAUACUCCUUGGUCAUCAUUGCGAUCUUCGAGCUGUUGGGGAUUUCCUACCUCUAUGGUCUGCAGAGAUUUUGCGAGGACAUUGAAAUGAUGAUUGGUUUCCAGCCAAAUCGAUUCUGGAGAAUCUGCUGGGGCUUUGUGACUCCAACCAUUCUGACGGGCAUCCUGGGACUGAGUCUGUACCAGUGGAAGGUGAUGACGUACGAGGACUACACCUACCCCAACUGGUCUAUGGUUAUGGGCUGGCUUAUGGUCACCUGCUCCGUCAUCUGGAUCCCCAUCAUGUUCCUCAUCAAGAUGUACCUCGCACCCGGCACCUUCAGAGAGCGUCUGAAGCUGGUCUGCUCCCCUCAGCCCGACUGGGGUCCAUUCCUGAUGAAGCACCGCGGAGAACGCUACAAAAACAUGACCGACCCUCUGGGAACCAACUCCCUGGGCCUCAAACUGCCCCCCAAGGACUUGCAGCUCGGCUCUUACCAGUAG
Molecule: messenger RNA, 2364 nt
Organism: Cottoperca gobio
Lineage: Eukaryota; Metazoa; Chordata; Actinopteri; Perciformes; Bovichtidae
Gene: slc6a5
Product: solute carrier family 6 member 5
Exons: 15
Coding region: 1-2364 (787 amino acids)
Biological process (GO): sodium ion transmembrane transport; amino acid import across plasma membrane; nitrogen compound transport
Cellular component (GO): plasma membrane
Molecular function (GO): amino acid:sodium symporter activity
Source: RefSeq, a predicted model, not a curated record